AUGGAAGCUACGGGGGACGGGGGACCCAGGCUAUGCCCGGGGCUUACUGGUCGCGUCCCCGCCGGAAGGUUUCCGCAAAGCCUGGAAGCGACGGGACCUGGAACAUUGAAGCCAAAAACUUCUUCUCGCUUCGAGCUCAACUUCACGAUCCAUGUCCAGUGUCCACAGAGAAGCCGAGUCGCUGUCUGGACUCUGGACUCUGCAUCCAUCAUUCAACUGCGAGCGCAGCUCUGUGACGAUUUGACCAAGAUCACCAUUUGUCUAUUACCAACCACCAUAAUCACCACCACCCUGCCGCGUGGAAAGUCGGCCGCGAUGGACCGGAAUCAAUGA
This is a messenger RNA of Anthostomella pinea, 333 nucleotides long. The record is from the annotation of a GenBank genome assembly. NCBI's taxonomy places the organism in Eukaryota, Fungi, Ascomycota, Sordariomycetes, Xylariales, Xylariaceae.